Musa acuminata subsp. malaccensis (wild Malaysian banana) is the source of this 2255-nucleotide messenger RNA. Its product is annotated as zinc-finger homeodomain protein 2-like. The record is from RefSeq and is a predicted model, not a curated record. Gene Ontology annotation, molecular function: DNA-binding transcription factor activity; transcription cis-regulatory region binding. Gene Ontology annotation, cellular component: nucleus. NCBI's taxonomy places the organism in Eukaryota, Viridiplantae, Streptophyta, Magnoliopsida, Zingiberales, Musaceae. Gene Ontology annotation, biological process: regulation of DNA-templated transcription; regulation of developmental process.
CGAUCUUAAUGUAGCCGUGUGAAAAAUGAUAGCCUGCACUCAUCAUAACUCAAUCAUGUAGAUUCCGGUGAAGAUCACAUGGAGACAUGUCUUAAAUGAUUCAUCAUGUGUCUUGAUUUCUUUGGCAGCUGGUUUUGACUUGGAAGCGAUGAACGACACAUGGAGUGUCAUGUUGUAGCCAUUUCCUAGAAUUGAUGUGGUUGAAGGAGGAGGAGCUGAGUUUAAUGGUUGAGAUUAGGGGAGAAGUGUGGAACUAAUCGUCGUCUCUUUCCACCUCAGAAGUGGAUGGCAGGACACCAAAUCCCAAGGCCACUCCCUUCUAAAUGACUCUCUCAUUAUUAUUACACCUCCGGUGUCUGCGUCUCUUGGUGCAGCACUUUCUCGUCCUGUCCCUCUCACCUCAUCCGUGCUCCCAGUGCAAUAAGAGCUUGAACAGUGUUGUCGCUUCUCUCGAAGAUUUCUUCUACUGAUCGGCUCCAUUAGCUUUGCUUUCUCUGUUGAAGACGAAAUCUAGAGAGGAAGAGUUCGAUUCAUGGAAUAUAAAGACCAAAUUGUUGUUGAUGAUGAUGAUGAUGAUGAUGAUGAGAUGCGUUCAUCCACAGCUUUGAGUUUCAACGCUCGUCCUCCCAUUAGAGGAUCUGCUUUCUCCAAACCUGUACUCUCUCCUUCUUCCUCUUUAAUCUCCCUAAGAGGAGGAGGAGGAAAUGGAAGUGGCACAUCAACUGCGGAGAAUGUUAGCCUCUUUGGAAGCACCACACCGUCAUCAACAGCUGCAGCGGUGGAUGUUUUGUAUCAGUCUGCUGCAAGGAACACAGAUCCAGCUCCGGUCAGCGGUGCAACUGCGCCGAGUAACACCAAGGCCGCUGCAUCAGCUUCUAUCAGGUACCGAGAAUGCCUCCGCAACCACGCGGCUUCCAUCGGUGGCCACGUUCUCGAUGGCUGCGGCGAAUUCAUGCCGGAGGGCGACCCGUCCUCGCCGGAGGCGCUGAAGUGCGCGGCCUGCGGCUGCCACCGCAGUUUCCAUCGGAAGGAGGCCGAAGGCGACGCCGCCGCCGCCGACUCCUACUACCGCGGCGCCGCCCGUGUUCCUCUCCUCCUCCCUCCUCCCCCCCAUCCCCAAUCCCAGCACCAUAACCACUACCAGAAGCAAUUCCAAUUCGGUACUCCCACCACCCCGUCCUCCGGCAUCGUGGCGUUCGGUGGCAACGCCAGCGGGAGCGGAGGGACGACGGAGUCUUCGAGCGAGGAACGGAUGACUGCCGGGGCGCCGACCCCGGCGACCACGCCGAGGAAGCGGUUCCGGACCAAGUUCACUAUGGAGCAGAAGGAGAAGAUGCUGGCUUUCGCGGAAAGGAUGGGAUGGAGGAUUCAGAAGCAAGACGAGGGAUUGGUGGAGCAAUUCUGCGCCGAGACUGGGGUGAGGAGGCAAGUCUUGAAGGUCUGGAUGCACAACAACAAGCACUUGAUCAGGAAGCCACAGCAACCACCGGGGCAGGAUGAAGUAGUACUGCCGCAGCAACACCAGCCGCACUCCUCGUCGCAACAAUCGCAGCAGCAGAUGUGAUGGCCAUGAGAUCGUAGGCGGAGGCAGGGUACUGAAACAUCUGCGUUCGAAUUCUUGGUUUGCAUCUGCAUUACUGUUGUCAUCAACUUAACUUGCUUAGAUGUAUCGCUACUUAGUUCUCGGUGUGAUCAUAAGCCCGCCCAUUUCCUCAUUCAUUCACCAUGAGGUUGGUAUAGCAAAAGGGUUGAUCGACCAUAUGAGAGCUUUGGAACCGUUCCUUUGCUUUUCUUGUUUGUGGUUUGGGCGGAGGAGAAGCUGAUGCGGUCAAAGAACUUGUGGAAAUUUCUUCCUCCAUCAACUCCACGUUUCAACAUUUCCUGCGCACAGGAAGAAGAGUUCACAAGUGCAUGGCAUGAAUGAUCGACGACUAUGUUGUUGUCAUCUCACAGCAUCACACUCGGACCCUAAUGUCGGCACCGAACAGGUAUCACUCUCGUGUACAACAUGAUCACCUGCUUGCUACGGCUCUCUCUCUCUCUCUCUCUCUCUCUCCUAAUCUUGCAGAUCCAUCCAUGUCGUUUUCUCUUGUUUCUGUGUCGAGUUUUGCAUCAUGCCCGUCCUCGUUUCUGUUGCACUAAAGAUGCAUGGAUGAGGCCACAUUGGCAGUUUCACUUUUGCUGGACAUCUUGUCUUUUUCUUGAAGUUGAUUCCACCGAUGAUAGCAUUGGGAUAAGAUCAGAAAUUAAAGCAA